GCGCCACGGCGAAAAGUGUGAAACCUGGUCUUUCACAAUAAAGGAAGAUCAUAAAUUGAGGAUGUCUGACAGCAGGGUGAUGAGGAAAAUAUUUGGGCAUAAGAAGGAAGAAAUAAACAGGAGCAUGGAGAGAAUUUUGUAAUGAGGAGUUUCGUGGUUUAGUAUGUUCACCAUGCCAUUAUCAGGGUUGUCAAAUCAAGGCGAAUGACAUGGGUGUGGCAUGUAGGACACAUGGGAAAGAUGAAAAUUGUUUACACCUUUUUUUGCUGGAUAACAUGAAGGAGAGAAACCACUUGGAAGAGCCAGAGAUGCCGUGGUGGCCACGUCUGAGCUGAGGUAGCCUGAUUUUCGUGGCUUGCUGGCCUACAGCAGCAGCCAUGCUGAUUAAGGAGUACCGUAUUCCACUUCCCCUCACUGUAGAGGAAUAUCGGAUUGCACAACUAUAUAUGAUCGCUAAAAAGAGCCGAGAAGAAAGCAAAGGAGCAGGUAGUGGUGUGGAAAUUCUGGUAAAUGAGCCAUAUAAUGAUGGGCCUGGUGGUCAAGGACAGUACACACACAAAAUUUAUCAUGUUGGCAGUCAUUUACCAGGUUGGUUUAAGAGCCUUCUUCCCAAGUCAGCCCUCACUGUUGAAGAGGAAGCAUGGAAUGCUUAUCCAUAUACAAAAACACGCUACACAUGCCCUUUUGUGGAAAAGUUCUCCCUUGAGAUAGAAACAUAUUACUAUGCUGAUAAUGGGCACCAGGAGAAUGUCUUUGGCCUUUCUGGAAGUGAUCUCAGGAACAGAGUGAUCGAUCUGCUUGAUGUAGUGAAAGACCAGCUUUAUGGAACUGACUAUGUCCGUGAAGAGGAUCCAAAAAUAUACAUCUCUCAAAAAACAGGCCGUGGGCCAUUAUCUGAUACAUGGUUGGAUGAUUACUGGAGUGAAUGCAAGGGACAACAAAUGCCACUUCCAAAUGGAAAAUCCAUCAUGUGUGCAUACAAGUUAUGCAGAGUUGAGUUCCGAUACUGGGGGAUGCAGACAAAGUUGGAAAAAUUUAUACAUGAUGUGGCUCUCCGGAAGACAAUGCUUCGUGCUCAUCGACAGGCAUGGGCAUGGCAGGAUGAAUGGCAUGGAUUGUCAAUGGAAGACAUUCGUCAGAUUGAAAGACAGACCCAAGAAGCUUUAAAGAGAAAGAUGGGCAUGGGUGACAGUGAAUCACCAGACUUAAGUGAUGAGCUGAAUGGAGGCUUCACAUCAACUAAUGGGGGCACCGUAGGUGCCAUGACCACACCUCAGGAUUCCUCAAUGGCCAAGACCCUGCAGGCUACCCUAGGGAGUAUUGAGAAAACAGAACAGGAAAUGCCAAGUCCACCUGUAAUAAAGAAAUCAGAUAUUGUACCAACCAUUCAGACCGAUGGUUCAGAAGGAGAUGGUAGCCCUGAAGAUUCACCCACUGAAAUUUUCAGGCAUCCUGAUGAUGAAGGGUGUGGGGUAGUUGGUAUGUCAGUCCAGGAUUUUGAGAGCCGCAGGAAGCUACGCUCUCACAGCAAUUCCAAGGCAGGUCUUCACUCUCCAAGUUCCACCUCAACCAAAAGCUUUGACCUCCAGAUGGCAAACUGGAGAAUGGAAAGCAUUGUUCGAGAUUCAGACUCUGGUAGUGAUGAUGAGUUCUUUGAUUGUCAAGCGGGGUUCAUAAUCCCUGUCAUCAAGGAGGAUGUUGGAGACACAACUUCUUUGGCAAAAUGGAGUUCUUUGGAUCUUUUGACUGAAGAAGACCUGGAUGCCACAUCCCCUUGUGUUGUUGUAGAUAAACAAGCUGACAGCAUCUUCUCGCAGACAUUCUUACAGCGAGUCAUAAGUGAAAGAAGUCGAAUGAUAGGUGGAGGAAACAGUGUGGAUGUGUCAUGUCCUGGCUCCCCAGUCAUGACUCCUUUUCAUCGCACAACAUGCAGCACCACAGUGCUCAUACUUGUGCUCCAUGCUGGUAGUGUCUUGGAUGCAAAUGUAGACUUGACUGCAAAGAAGUCUGACAUUACAACAUUUCGUGGAGCCUUUGAAUCUGUAAUGCGGCAGCAUUAUCCUUCCAUGGUUGGCCAUAUUGCCAUCAGAUUGGUCUCAUGCCCAUCAAUUUGCACAGAGGGUCUAGGGAUUCUAUCUAGCCUCAGCCCCUACAGCUUUGAUGUGUCUCCAUCAUGUACAGAUACCCCCCAUGUGACACAUGACUCCAUCCCAAUUGGGGCCAUCCCUAUAUUUGCCAGCUCAACACCUGAGUAUCAGGACGCUGUCUCCAGGAUAAUCAGUGGAGCUAACACAGUCUACCAUGAAUUCAUCAAAUCAGAGGAAGGACAGGGAUUCAAUGGACAAGUCUGUUUUGUAGGUGAUGGUGUAGGUUCCAUCUUAGGUUAUGAUGCUCUUUGUCGGUCCGUUCAGUACCAGUCUCGCCAUGACAGUGAGAACAGCAUUCUUGAUACAGAUGGUCUGCCUCCAGAUGAGAAGGACAUUGUGAAAUCCAUCCAUAAGAUCCAGUUGACAGAUGGAAGUCAAGGAGCUGAGGGUGUACAGUUCAACACUGAGGGACUGUAUCCCAACAAACAUCUUGCAGCACCACCACCCCGGAGAAGAUCUUCUUCAACAAGUGAUCAUCAGUGUAAAUUAGAGUUUGAAGUGAGCGAUUUCUUCAUGUUUGGAAGUCCAUUGGCCUUGGUUCUUGCUUAUAGGAAGAUAUCUUCACCUGAUGAUAAGAACACUCUUAUUGCAAGACCCAUGGUACAACAAGUAUACAAUCUGUUCCACCCAACAGAUCCAGUAGCUGCAAGGCUUGAGCCACUUCUCUCUGCAAGAUUCUCCAUGUUGCCUCCUGUAAAUGUGGCUCGCUACCAGAAGUAUCCUCUGGGAAAUGGACAACCAUAUCAUCUCUUGGAAGUAAUCCAGGCCAAUCCACAAAUGUUUGCAGAAGGUUUGAAUAUAGCCCCUCCCACACCAGGUUGCCACCUGCGGCGAAUGUCAGAAGUCAGUAUACAGAGUACAAUAUCAGGUGUGAUUGACUCUUUACCACUUCAAACAAUCAAUGCCUUAACCCAGAAAUGGUGGGGCACAAAGCGGCUUGACUAUGCACUGUAUUGUCCUGAAGGACUGGCAAACUUUCCAACCAAUGCUCUGCCCCACCUGUUCCAUGCCAGUUACUGGGAAUCCUCUGAUGUCAUAGCAUUUAUUUUGCGCCAGCUUGGUCGAGUAGACAUUGUACCAACAAUUGGUAAUGAAGACAAGGACCUUGCAAGCUUCAGCCCAAGUCAACCAAGAGAAAAGUGGAUCAAGAAGAGAACUUCUGUGAAACUUAAGAAUGUUGCUGCAAACCAUCGUGCUAAUGAUGUCAUAGUGAGAGAAGGUGCCCGUCAGGUUCUUGUGGCACGUUUUAUGUAUGGCCCUCUCGACAUGAUCACUCUGGCAGGUGAAAAAGUUGAUAUACAUGUGAUGAAAGAUGCACCUGCUGGAGAGUGGACGCUUGUAGCAACAGAAGUGACAGAUAAGACUGGUCGUGUUACGUACACAUUUCCUGAAGAUAGUGCCCUCAGUUAUGGCAUGUAUCCUAUCAAAAUGGUUGUAAGGGGAGACCACACUUCAGUAGACUUCUACAUGGCAGUGGUUCCUCCCAGAACAGAAUGUGUUGUCUUCAGUAUUGAUGGGUCGUUCACAGCCAGUAUGUCAGUAACAGGACGUGACCCUAAAGUCCGAGCAGGUGCAGUUGAUAUUGUACGGCACUGGCAGGAACUGGGGUACCUGAUCAUAUACAUCACAGGUCGGCCUGACAUGCAGCAGCAGAAAGUUGUCUCCUGGCUCUCACAGCACAACUUUCCACAUGGACUGGUGUCUUUUGCUGAUGGACUAUCUACAGACCCUUUGGGGCACAAGGCAACUUACCUAAAAAAUCUCAUACAGGAACAUGGGUUGGUGAUGCAUGUAGCAUAUGGGAGCAGUAAGGACAUCAGUGUAUACACUUCAAUUGGCCUGAAAGCAAAACAAAUUUUUAUUGUGGGAAAGGUGUCCAAAAAGCACCACUCGCUAGCAACAGUGCUGCAGGAUGGUUAUGCUGCCCACUUGACUACUCUCUUGGCACAUGGUGGCUCUAGGCCUGCACAGGGAAAUGCUAGGAUGGUGAUUCCAAGAGGUUACUUUGGUUUGCCUGGACAGAAUGCUUCCCUCAGAAGACGAAGGUCUGCCAAACGAGCCACAUCAUAUCCACUUAUGGGUGGAAUCGGGUCUUCAGAAAGAAGUGUCGGUGGACGUUCACCACGUCAUACAUCUACCCGUCUUCCAUCUGAUAAACUCUGACACUCUUUACUUAUAAUGAAUCUAGUCCAUUCUGCUACUGGAAGACAUUCCUACAUGACAGGCAAAGUUGUCGGUUGCAAGAGCCCAACGUGGGUGAAAGCCCAUACAUGAUUUACCCUUAGUUGUUAUUAUGUUCUAGUCUUUGCAGGAAGAUGGGAGAUUGUAAACAAGAGAGAUAGUAUGUGAAAGAUAUCAUCACACAUACAUGUAUUGUAUCUAGUCUGUGUGGCCAUCAGAGUGCAUUACCAUGUCGUGGAUGAAAUGAGCUAUUUAAUGAAGAAUUAUCAUAUUCAUACAAACAACAACAAUCAAACCGACUAUAUGAACGUUGAUACAUCUAAAGCAAUUGUAAGAAACUUCACAGUAUGUUUGUUAAUUGCAAGGAUGUACUUAAAGACUAGUUUUCAGAAUGCAGUUGUCUGGAGCUAAAGACAUUCAAAUGAAGAAAGAAAUGAUUUUAUCUAGUGGUUACUUUUCGAGAGGGUAUUUUGACUUCAUGUCUGUCUUUGAGUGCAUGAGAUUCUACAUGUGUAGCUAUGACCACAUGCCAUAUGGUUUCUCAUAUUACUAAUUUGAUUUAAUUAAAUAAAUUAUAACAUAUUUUAAUGUGAACUUACUUUUUCAUGGAAAGAUUUUUGCAAUAUGAUCCCUGAAAUCAGGUAGAAUAAACUAUGUGAGAUUGAGGUUCUCAGUAAAUAUUUAGAGUAUGGUGCUUUGAGAUAUAUGAUAGAUAUAUGUCUACGAAACUAUACGGUAUUGCAUCCAGCAAGACCAUAAUCUUUAUAAUAAACUACAUUCAGUUUAUCCUGAUGUAUAAUCAUAAGUGCUCGGAAACCUCAUGGAAGAUGGUCAUGGUGUGUGCAAGUAGUAGUGAAAACAAAUGUGACAAAACAUUUGUACAUGAAACAUGACGCUUAUAAAUGUAUAUGUGAAUAUUCACAUGAAAUGACUGUUCCUUUGCAGAAAAGUUGCAUGUACCAUAAUAUAUGAAUUUAUGUGUGGUAUGUUCAUGCCUGUUCAUUGUCCUCUCUAGAUUUAUAAAUUAGGUUAGGUUGCGCCCUUUCUGUUCUAUUCUCCCUCAGCAACACUGUACUAUAGAUUCCAUUGUAUAUUCAUGUUUUGUGUGUUCUGUAUAAAUAUUGUCUAUCAUAGUUCCCAGCAUUUGUUAAUAUGACAGAAGUAGUCAGUCUUAUAAAGCAGAAUGACUCCACAAAUCACAUAUCAAAGGUCUAAUAUCAAUGCAUAUAGGAUUCUGAAAUGUACAUUAGUUCAAAGUCAGGAUUCUCUGUUAAUCGACCAGUUAUGAUUGCCAGAUCCAUUAAACAAAAUCCAUUAUCAAAAUAUUACACUCAGUACUUCCAUUUUUUAGGGGGCAUGCAGUAGCGUAGUUGGUUGAGGCACAAUGCUACAAGCCAGAAGGUCGCGGGUUCAAGUCCCGAUGA
This is a messenger RNA of Cryptotermes secundus, 5752 nucleotides long. RefSeq names its product protein retinal degeneration B (gene rdgB). The transcript is spliced from 26 exons. The record is from RefSeq and is a predicted model, not a curated record. Gene Ontology annotation, biological process: phospholipid transport. Gene Ontology annotation, molecular function: phosphatidylcholine intramembrane carrier activity; metal ion binding; phosphatidylcholine binding. NCBI's taxonomy places the organism in Eukaryota, Metazoa, Arthropoda, Insecta, Blattodea, Kalotermitidae. The coding region runs from base 378 to 4310 and encodes 1310 amino acids. Gene Ontology annotation, cellular component: cytoplasm.